UUGUUUAUUUUCCUGUAUGGGUCUUUCUAAUGUAUUGAAUUUUUAAAUUCAGACAACCGUAAUAACUGUGAUAAGGUGCCUUUCACAAGCUCCUCGGUUGCCAGCCUUGGAUUGGGGUACGAUCAUCAGACGCUGCAUGAGAUAUGAGGCGCAGGUUGCCGAGUUGUUUCCAACAGAAUCAUCUCUUGAAAAAGGAACCCUAAGGGAGGAAUGUGUAAAGUUCUCAUUGGCUCAUGCCAAUGAAUUUGAUCAGCUCCCAAGUUUCCUGGAUGAGCUGUCUGACUUGUCCAGAUUCAGAACUCUUGAGUUGAAGCUGCAAUCUUGUCUUCUGGAUCAUCUGGUAGACCUAAUUAAAGUAUUCUCAGGUUCCAGGCUUGAGAAAGUAUUUGAUGAUGUGCGUAGCUACUUCUCUUCUGUUACUUCAUAUCAAUCACUUGGCACUGAUGAGACAAGCUUAUUACGGAUUUCAUGCUGGAAGGGUUUCUAUCAGUGUUUAGAUGAGGCUUCUCUUGACUCUCUAGAGUACAUAUGCCAAAUAGAAAAGGGCAUGGAGGUGCUCUUUUCCUUGAUGCCUGCAAUGCAAUUGCCUGCCAUAGGAGGAGGAGGUCAGUUGCGUACUGUAGAGGAGUGGUCCGAGGCGGUUAGAUGCUUUAGGAAGGCUCGGAAAAGUUGGUUGUUGGAUUUCCUGCAGGUUUCCCAGGAGGACCUGCAACAAAGAGAUGGUCAGCUUAUUGAAGUUCUGAAAAAGGUUCAAACCAAAGCUAAGCUUGUUAGGAUUGGUUCCAUCCCAUUGACUGAGCUGGGAAGGCUAAAGGCUUUGAUAUUGAACACAGAAUCAAAUGGUUAG
This is a messenger RNA of Prunus dulcis (almond), 847 nucleotides long. RefSeq names its product protein RST1-like. The transcript has 2 exons. Gene Ontology annotation, biological process: regulation of post-transcriptional gene silencing. Bases 137 to 847 code for a protein of 236 amino acids. Lineage: Eukaryota; Viridiplantae; Streptophyta; Magnoliopsida; Rosales; Rosaceae. The record is from RefSeq and is a predicted model, not a curated record.